AUGAAUGAAAAUGGGGAUAUUGAUGUUUUAGCAAUCUAUGGAGGCAAUUGUGAAAAGAUAAUCAAAUAUAGUUGUAGUACUUGUGAUCAGUGUAUCAAAAAUAAUCUACUCGCAACCGUGAAAUAUUAUAAAACCUAUGGUCCACGUUACAUUGGUACACUCAAAUUAUCUCAGUUUUCACAAUGGGAUACUCUAAUAAGCAAAGGUGAAGCAACUGAUACCGAUAAAUCAAUUAUUAGUGCAAUGUCACAAAAUGAAGCUAAUCUAGAUGGCAUACAAGCAUACGAUAGUGAAAUUUUAACUGCUGGUGCAAUGCAAAAGACAAUAAAUCCCAAGGGUCAAGGUGAAUUUGCACAACAAGUUUAUGAAUUUAAGCAACAAUAUCCAGCUGCCUAUAAACAUUUAUUUGAAGAUUGUGUGUGGAUCGGAUCUUCACGGAAGAUCAUGUCUUAUAAAGGAGUAACAGGUGAAGCAUUAAAAAAAGCUCUGCGACAAGAUUUUUCAACCCCGACAAAAAGUUUACAGAGCUCUAAAGCUCUCGGUCCAUUAGUUUGUGCAAAUUCAC
Messenger RNA from Rotaria sp. Silwood2, 565 nucleotides. Lineage: Eukaryota; Metazoa; Rotifera; Eurotatoria; Philodinida; Philodinidae. The record is from the annotation of a GenBank genome assembly.